Molecule: messenger RNA, 1005 nt
Organism: Didymella exigua CBS 183.55
Lineage: Eukaryota; Fungi; Ascomycota; Dothideomycetes; Pleosporales; Didymellaceae
Exons: 1
Coding region: 295-882 (195 amino acids)
Source: RefSeq, a predicted model, not a curated record
CGCGCGUUAUCCCAAAUGCGCAUCUGCUCAACCAAUACACGGAGGCCGGUGACCCUGAGGCAUCUGAGUUUAGAACGGCGAAGUUUGUAUCUCUGGAAGAGGCCAAGAAGGCCCUCAUCAAUACAUUCGUCCGCCCAUGCAUGGUCGGCGAUCACAGCGGUCGUCAUCAACCCAUAAUUUUGGUUGGACACGCUAUUGACAAUCUUCUGGAGCACGUCAAGGCAUCCUUUGGAGUCGAUCUAUCGAAGUUGGGAACCAUCAUCAAGUUCAUUGAUAUGCAAAUUCUCGCCAAAGAUGCACUCGUCCAUAGCCCAAAGGGCCCCCAUCAUUAGCCUCUCAGAUCUGCUUGAGUAUGUCAAAGUUCUUAUCCCGAAUUAUCACAAAGCAGGCAACGAAGUAGCGGGCACCCUUAUCGCGGCCGUGCUCACAUGCCUUCGAAACGACAUCUACAUGCAUGGCGUGCCAUAUGCUGUAGUUGUGAACUGCGACAAUCAGGAUGUUAUCGAACAUUUCCAGGCGCUCGGCAAGUCACUCCCUCCUCUGUCUUGGGGCCAGCUCAAAUUAUGCACGAAGUGCGACCGGAACAACCAUGUGCGCUCCGAAUACUGUGCGCAGGUCUUGUGUAAUACUUGCGAGAACUUGGGUGCCAUGAAGCUCUUCAAAGCUCGUAAGACGCACCACAUGGCGAAGUGUUUGUACGAUUGGAACGAUGAACUUUCUCUGAAGUUGCCCAAAAACGUGACAGCAGGCAUGAAGAGAGGAUAUUCAACCCUCAUUGAUGAAGAUUUCAUCCUUCCUGUCAAAGGGGCAUCCCUACUACCAGCUAUGUGGGAUAUGCAAAUGAUGGCCCUUCUCUCAGUCAUGGAACGUACCGAGAGGUAGUGGAUGAAUUUGUUUGAGCAAGCUGGUCUAGAGAUUAAAGGGUUCUACCAGCCGCCGGGUGAUGGCACGGGUAUUAUAGUAUUGGAUUUCAUAGGAUAAGUUAGUACACCAUAGAAAAACGCG